ACAACUUUUUUAUAAGUUUAUAACUUUGCGGUUACAGUUCGCAGUAUUGACCUUGCGAACUCCGAUAACGUAAAUAUUAUAACUGUUUUACGAACAACACAACCAUAACUUUUCCGAGUGUCGAGAAGUCUCUUUGAAUAUUAAAAAAAAUGUUAAAUGUAGUUACGGUCAAUACAAACCCUUACGAGGGACAAAAACCGGGAACAAGCGGUCUCAGAAAAAAAGUCAAGGUUUUCCUACAAAAUAAUUACACAGAAAACUUUAUUCAGAGUAUUUUAAAUGCAAAUAAAGAGUCGCUAGAGGGGUGCACGUUAGUUGUUGGAGGUGAUGGAAGAUACCUUGUCAAGGAAGUGGUGGACAAAAUUAUCAAGAUCUGUGCUGGUAAUGGGGUGGGAAAACUAUUGAUUGGACAAAACGGUCUCCUCUCCACACCUGCUGUUUCUUGCAUAAUAAGGAAAUAUAAAACAUUGGGUGGUAUAGUACUAACAGCGUCACACAACCCGGGUGGCAUUGACAAUGACUUUGGCAUCAAGUUCAACUGCAGUAAUGGUGGGCCUGCGCCCGAUGGCAUCACCGACAACAUCUAUCAGCUCACCACCACCAUACAGCAGUACAAGUUAGUGCCUGAUCUUGUCUGCUCGGUUGACAACAUCGGUGUGCAGACUUUCAAGGUUGCAGAUCGUGAGUUCGUAGUGGAGGUGAUAGAUUCUGUGCGGGAUUAUGUCGACUACAUGAAGGAGAUAUUCGAUUUCUCCAAGAUACGUACACUGCUGCAGGGCUCCGAGCAGCGCAAACCCUUCAAAGUGCUUAUCGAUUCUAUGAGUGGAGUGACGGGUCCGUACGUGAGACGCAUCUUCCUGGAGGAGUUGGGCGCUGGGGAGGGCAGCUUGCGGCGCGUCACCCCGCUGCAGGACUUCGGCGGCGCGCACCCCGACCCCAACCUCACGUACGCCGCAGACCUCGUCAAUGAGAUCAAGAACGGCGAUUAUGACUUCGGCGCGGCUUUCGACGGUGACGGAGACCGCAACAUGAUAGUGGGGCGCGACGCCUUCUUCGUGACGCCGUCGGACUCGCUGGCGCUGCUGCAGCGCGGCCGGCAGGCCCGCGCGCGCCACGCCCCACGCCAUCGCCAGCAGAGACGACCCCAUCAUCGUGUUCCACACGGAGAAGCUGCCACAUCACGCAUUCGUUACUGCAUCUUCCCAGUCCACAAUCGUUGCUCUUAG
This is a messenger RNA of Papilio polytes (common Mormon), 1226 nucleotides long. RefSeq names its product phosphoglucomutase (gene Pgm1). Gene Ontology annotation, biological process: carbohydrate metabolic process. NCBI's taxonomy places the organism in Eukaryota, Metazoa, Arthropoda, Insecta, Lepidoptera, Papilionidae. Gene Ontology annotation, molecular function: magnesium ion binding; phosphoglucomutase activity. Gene Ontology annotation, cellular component: cytosol. The transcript is spliced from 7 exons. The coding region runs from base 150 to 1226 and encodes 358 amino acids. The record is from RefSeq and is a predicted model, not a curated record.